Messenger RNA from Orbilia oligospora ATCC 24927, 3252 nucleotides. RefSeq lists its product as uncharacterized. Gene Ontology annotation, molecular function: ATP binding; ATP hydrolysis activity. Bases 1 to 3252 code for a protein of 1083 amino acids. Lineage: Eukaryota; Fungi; Ascomycota; Orbiliomycetes; Orbiliales; Orbiliaceae. The transcript has 3 exons. The record is from RefSeq and is a predicted model, not a curated record.
AUGGCUUCCGGGCUGCCGCCGAUGAGCCCGAGUAGUUUUCUACUUCCAUCAAAUGAGAAUCCAAGUUCGUCAGCCGAAAGAAAACUACCAUCAGGCUUGGGAAUAUUUACGAACUUCCAAAGCCCACAGCCACCUGAGCCAUUCUUUUCUGCUACUAGUCCUAUUGGUGAUGCAGCAUGGCCGUGGCCGCUUCGCCGAGAAAGCAAUGCAAAUACACUCAACAACUUGAUACCCUCUGUCAAGUAUAUGGACUUCGAAAGGUUCAAGAACCGAUACACAUCUGAAGAUGGACAUAAUAUCAUCGAAGUUCUUAGAGGUGGCAAUGAUCUUAUCAAAGAAGUAUACCGAGAGGAAAAGAGAAGAAAAGGCCGCAAGAAAGAUUCAUUUGCAAGAAGAAAUAUCAAGCCACUAAGCGAUGAUGUGAACUCGAAUGGUUGGAUUCACAGGAUUAGGAUACAAUCCCCUCCAGUUCUUAAAAUCCUCGGGAGGAUUGCCAACGGCGAUUUUGGCCGUUCGACAACCCCUUUGACCUUUUUCCGACCUUUCAAAUUAUUUAUCCAUUACCAGCCUGAAGUUAAGAAGGUUCUCAGUAUAUUAGAGGAACGAUGGGCGAGUAAAGCGGAAAAACCGGGUACUAGCGAAGCGAACCCAGAAAGUACAGCACAGGGAAACACGAAAGAUGCCGAUACCGAUGAUAUAGACCCCGGCGAAGAAUCCGACGAAGAAUCGGUCGACGGUGGCGGUUCAACACUUGGGAUCGAAGGCUCGGAUAUCGAUACCAUUGAAGCCUUAGAACAUUUAAGAUGCUAUGUCGAAUUCGUUGACAAAGAACUUAUGCACUUGCCGGAAUCAUUCAGCGGGACUACUCGUCGUAGAAUCCGUUUUAGCGACUUAUGGUACCUUUUCAAACUCGGAGACUAUGUCUACUGGCGUCCCGCUGGGGAUUCAACCGCAUCGAAAAAAUCCGAUAAGUUCGAUGCUACGAGACGACCUCCCAGUACAUCUGCUUACCAGUCAAUAUGGAUGGUAUAUGGUGUUUCGUGUUCAAAUAUAGAUGAUGACGACCCGGACGACAUAGAAGGGAAAAACAAUUCUUUUACGGUUUGGGCAUAUAGUAUUGACUAUGAUGGACAGAGGUACGGGAUGAUCACCAAGCGUUUCGAUAUGGGCCAGUGGGCUGGAGAGAAGGAAAUAACAUCUCUCGAUGUGUACCCUAUUCGAUACUGCAAACAGCCAGAUGUUAUUCUUGCGGAUCUUAAGGACCGAGGGAGAAGAUUUCAAGCUUGCGUCGAAAGACGACAUCUCUACUAUGAAGGAUGGACAAUGGCCGACGAUUCGAACGGACUAAAAGAGAACCAUAUCGAUAGCCUGCCCCAACAUGUGGAGAGCGAUGUCAUCGUCGAUUUUUUGGAGACUCUGCAGUCUAACCCCUCCUGGAAACCUGAGCAUGCCAAUUUGAAACUACACCCAGAUGACUAUCCCAUCGGAGAGGACAGCAUGGUAAUAUUCGAAUGGCUUGAUGCUAAAGGUGGUAGACAAGAGAUACAAGAGCGCACCCUCCGCAACGACAGCGUGGUUGACCGCCAACAAGAGGAAUAUAUAAAAUCAAACCCUUUCCUUCUUACCGUCCUCAACGGCCUCGACCCGGAAAUAACGGAGAACGAGUACAUUCUUUUACCACGGCGUUUAUUCGUCUACAUUUUACGCGAGCGCAAGUUUGCCAAAAUCGAUGUUACAUACGUGAAGGAUAUAUCAGUAGACUCUAAUCCCUUCGACGACUUGAAGCUUAAAUCUGGAUACAAGGAGCUGGUGCAAAGCUUAGUCGACUCUCACUUUAAGAAGAACAAAAUCCAGAAGGAGAGCCAGAAACUACGAACGAAUCAGGACCUAAUACUCGGAAAGGGUGCAGGGUUGAUUAUCUUACUUCAUGGCGUUCCUGGCGUCGGGAAGACGGCAACUGCUGAGGCAGUAGCACAAUCUAAUCGGAAACCACUCUUUGUGAUAACGUGCGGAGACCUUGGAUUCACGCCUAAAGAGGUUGAGAAUUCAUUAACCGAAAUAUUUCGGCUUGCCGGCCUUUGGGACUGUGUUCUACUGCUGGACGAAGCGGAUAUCUUCCUUUCAAGAAGGGAAAAAUCUGACCUCAAACGAAAUGCACUCGUCUCAGUUUUCCUCAGAGUUCUAGAGUAUUAUAGUGGAAUACUAUUCCUUACUACUAACAGAGUCGGCCAUCUCGAUGAAGCAUUCAAAUCCCGUAUUCACAUCAGUCUUUACUACGAACCUCUCGACAAAGACCAAACAAUCGAAAUCUUCAAAAUGAACAUGGCAAGGCUCGAAAAGAUGGAAAAGGAACGUGUCCAAUUCCAAGAAACUUCCGACGAGAAGCUUCCGGAAGUAUGCAUAGAGGAGAAACGCAUCCUCGACUUUGCAGAUCGCCAUUUCGAUGACUCCGACGAGUUCGAAAGGUGGAACGGACGUCAGAUACGCAAUGCUUUCCAAAUUGCAUUCUCACUCGCCAAUUAUGAGUUCCAGAAAAGUCAAGCCGCCGAUGUCAAUAAACAACGAGUAUUAGAAACCGCUGAUACCACUACCCUCAAAGUUCGUGGAUCGGUUACAAAACGCUCAUCAUCUAGAGCACGGUAUCAUGAUUUCCCGGUUCUCGACGAUAUCCACUUUAAACAAGUCGCAGAAGCAACUAGGAAGUUUAGCCAAUAUAUGCAGGCAGCAACUAACAGCACUGAUAGAGAUUUUGCCCAAAGUGGUGGUUACCGCGCAGAUGAUUGGCACUAUGAUGACCGCCAGUCUCCGUGGGCACGCCAGCCAGUAUAUCCGGGCCCAAGGAUCUCCCAAUAUGGGGCCCCUCCACCACCACCACUUCCGCGAGGAAGUGGAGGAGGAGGAGGAGGUAGGUACGGCUCACGCCCGCCACCUCCUCCACGGGGUUAUAGUAGAGAGGCCGACGGUUAUGACUGGGGUAUCUCAUAUGAAGAUGCGGCUCCUCCCUCGAGAAAUACAUAUAUUGAAGGACCAUAUGAUGACAGAAGAAGAAGGAGAGACGGUGCUCAACUCGACGAUGAUUACUCACAAGCUUCGGCAUCCCCCCCGCCAAGAAAACAAGGGGACCGGAGAGGCAGUAACAAUGUGAGACGAAAACCCAGCGACACAAGGGAAUCUGGCCGGUCAAGAAGGAAGGAUUCUCUAUAUAGGGAUAGCGAAGAUAAUAACCCGUCUGAGGAUGAGCUGUCACACUGA